Balaenoptera ricei (Rice's whale) is the source of this 2407-nucleotide messenger RNA. RefSeq names its product cadherin 18 (gene CDH18). Gene Ontology annotation, molecular function: calcium ion binding; cadherin binding. The record is from RefSeq and is a predicted model, not a curated record. Gene Ontology annotation, cellular component: plasma membrane; adherens junction; catenin complex. The coding region runs from base 1 to 2373 and encodes 790 amino acids. The transcript has 11 exons. Gene Ontology annotation, biological process: cell-cell junction assembly; cell morphogenesis; multicellular organism development. NCBI's taxonomy places the organism in Eukaryota, Metazoa, Chordata, Mammalia, Artiodactyla, Balaenopteridae.
AUGAAAAUUACGAGCACAUCUUGCAUCUGUCCAGUCCUCGUGUGUCUCUGUUUUGUGCAGAGGUGUUAUGGAACUGCUCAACACAGCUCCAUCAAGGGGACCAGAAACCAAACCAAACACAUCGAAGGUGAAACCGAAGUCCACCACCGUCCCAAAAGGGGAUGGGUUUGGAAUCAGUUCUUUGUUUUAGAAGAACAUAUGGGACCAGAUCCACAAUAUGUUGGAAAACUGCACUCCAAUUCUGACAAAGGUGAUGGAUCUGUGAAGUACAUCCUUACUGGAGAAGGUGCUGGGACUAUAUUUAUCAUUGAUGAUACCACGGGUGACAUCCACUCAACAAAAAGCCUAGACAGAGAGCAGAAGACCCACUAUGUGCUUCAUGCUCAGGCUAUUGACAGACGAACAAACAAGCCCCUUGAACCUGAAUCUGAGUUUAUCAUCAAAGUGCAAGACAUCAAUGACAAUGCUCCGAAGUUCACAGAUGGACCAUAUAUCGUAACUGUGCCUGAAAUGUCAGAUAUGGGUACCUCUGUUCUACAGGUGACAGCCACUGAUGCAGAUGACCCUACCUAUGGAAACAGUGCUCGGGUGGUUUACAGCAUUCUCCAGGGACAGCCCUACUUCUCUGUAGACCCUAAAACAGGAGUUAUUAGAACUGCCUUACAUAACAUGGACAGAGAAGCCAGAGAACAUUACUCAGUGGUCAUUCAAGCCAAAGACAUGGCUGGGCAAGUUGGAGGGCUGUCGGGAUCCACCACGGUCAACAUCACCCUGACAGAUGUCAAUGACAACCCCCCACGGUUUCCUCAAAAACACUAUCAGCUGUAUGUUCCUGAGUCAGCUCAAGUUGGUUCAGCUGUUGGGAAAAUCAAGGCAAAUGAUGCGGACACUGGUUCAAAUGCGGACAUGACAUACUCCAUCAUUAAUGGUGAUGGUGUUGGGAUAUUCUCCAUCUCCACUGACAAAGAGACCAGAGAAGGGAUCCUUUCCUUAAAGAAGCCACUGAACUAUGAGAAAAAGAAGUCAUAUACCCUCAACAUAGAAGGAGCCAAUACACAUCUUGAUUUUCGCUUUUCUCACUUGGGUCCUUUUAAAGAUGCUACCGUGCUGAAGAUCAUUGUUGGGGAUGUAGAUGAACCACCACUAUUUUCCAUGCCUUCCUAUGUCAUGGAAGUCUAUGAAAAUGCCAAGAUUGGGACUGUUGUUGGCACAGUUUUGGCACAAGAUCCCGACAGUGCUAACAGCUUAGUAAGAUACUUUAUCGACUACAAUGCUGAAGAUGACAGGUUUUUCAACAUUGAUGCCAACACUGGAACCAUUAAGACUACCAAGGUUCUUGACAGAGAAGAAACUCCAUGGUACAACAUCACAGUUGCUGCUUCAGAAAAUGACAAUCCGAGUUUGCUGAGCCAUGUCACAGUGGUUAUUAGAGUUCUGGAUGUCAAUGACAAUCCGCCCGAACUUGCCAGGGAAUAUGAUAUUGUUGUCUGUGAAAAUUCUAAGCCUGGCCAGGUUAUUCAUACCAUCAGUGCCACUGAUAAGGAUGAUUUUGCCAAUGGACAAAAGUUUAACUUCUUUCUUGAUGAACAUCUGUCUAUAAACCCAAACUUCACUCUGAAGGACAAUGAAGAUAACACAGCCAGCAUUCUGACAAGGCGGAGGAGAUUUAGUCGAACUAUUCAGGAUGUGUAUUACCUCCCCAUUAUGAUCUCUGACGGUGGAAUCCCCUCUCUCAGCAGCAGCAGUACCCUCACCAUCAGGGUUUGUGCGUGCGAGAGAGACGGGCGCGUGCGGACCUGCCGUGCAGAAGCCGUCCUGUCCUCGGCUGGCUUGAGUACAGGAGCCUUAAUCGCUAUUCUACUGUGCGUCGUCAUUCUCCUAGCAAUUGUAGUACUUUUCAUCACCCUGAGACGCAGCAAAAAAGAGCCCCUGAUCAUUUCAGAGGAGGACGUGCGGGAGAACGUGGUCACCUAUGAUGACGAGGGGGGCGGCGAGGAAGACACCGAGGCCUUUGACAUCACAGCCUUGAGGAACCCGUCUGCGGCCGAGGAGUUCAAGCACCGGAGAGAUAUCAGACCAGAAGUGACACUCACCCCCAGGCACCAGACGUUUUCCACCCUGGAAAGUAUAGAUGUUCAGGAGUUUAUUAAGCGAAGACUGGCUGAAGCCGACCUGGACCCCAGCGUCCCGCCUUAUGACUCUCUGCAGACUUACGCCUACGAGGGUCAGAGAUCGGAAGCCGGGUCCAUCAGCUCUCUGGAUUCGGCUGCCACACAAUCAGACCAGGAUUAUCAGUACCUUGGAGACUGGGGACCCGAGUUUAAAAAGUUAGCUGAACUCUAUGGAGAAAUAGAAUCUGAAAGAACAACUUAGGGGGUCUAUUCUUGCAACCUUCUAGAAUUCGCUU